ACUCUUUAUAGCUUGAAACAACACAACUAUCCUUUAUAAAGUUAUACUGAUACUCAAAGGUGCAAGUGUUGGCUAUGCUGUUGUAUUUAGAGUUGAUUUCGGCAGAACGAAGAAAAAACGAGACUUCAGUGAAAACYUAAGGCGUUGUAAAUAUGCUGCUGUUUCUUCCAGAUGUUUUUGACCGUUUUGAAUAACUGUAUAAUAGAGAUUCACAGGAAGACUUAUAACAUGUUUCCAAUUUGUUAUGUUUUGUAUUAUGCCAUGAAAUGAAUGGGAAAUGUUAGUUCAGUUAAUAAAAAUGUUUCUGUAAACAGUUGUUUUGGUGAUUUCAUAAAAGCGCAAUACCUGUGCUGGCCGCUAGAUGGAGUCUGUUUACAUAAGGACUUAACAUCACUGCGCAUGUCUGUURAGCUCAACCAACAUGGCGGCCUCCUGUAUGACAGCAGUUCGAACAUCUCUGACAGGUGUGCAUCUUGUUUCCUGUCGGUCGCUCCUCAGGCAGCGCGUUCAAACCCCAACAGUGUGUCACCGUUUGCGGGUCCAUGUUUCCCCCUCUGCCGGGCUGUGGAGCUCCAGGACGGAGCCGCAGGGCACCGAGCGGACACAGAGCUCAGCCGGCAGCAGGAGAGCAUACGAGGAUUUGGGGGGUCCUGAAUACAUCCCCCGGAGAAAGGCAAAGAACCCGAUGAUGAUUGUAGGCUUUGCCUGGUUGAUAGGACUACCCAUGGGCYUCAUCAGCUUCCUGCUGGUCAAGAGACAGGUGGACAAAAACCGCCUAAAGCAGCUGAAGAUUCGACAGCGGAUGAAACGAUCAAAUGAAGGCGAUUAUGAAGGGAGUCGCUAUCUCAGACACAGACAGAGUGAAAAACUGGACUAAUAUGACUCACAACACAUCCUGUGUGACACCAGCACUACUGAGGAGAGAUAUAAAAAAAGAAGUGUACACAUUAAAUAAGAAUCAUCACUGGUGUAACUGCAUAUAAACCACACCACGCCUCAGCAAAUAAACAAUUUAUUACAUGUUUGAAAGCAAACAGCUUCUCUUAAAGACUGAUUUGUAUAUUUACAACCUUUCACCUACACUAAACUUUUCUUUACACCYUAUGUUGAAKUUGAAUYAAGGCUUUUCUAGA
Messenger RNA from Austrofundulus limnaeus, 1133 nucleotides. Its product is annotated as PNKD metallo-beta-lactamase domain containing. The record is from RefSeq and is a predicted model, not a curated record. The coding region runs from base 422 to 877 and encodes 151 amino acids. Lineage: Eukaryota; Metazoa; Chordata; Actinopteri; Cyprinodontiformes; Rivulidae. The transcript is spliced from 3 exons.